Messenger RNA from Peniophora sp. CBMAI 1063, 1422 nucleotides. NCBI's taxonomy places the organism in Eukaryota, Fungi, Basidiomycota, Agaricomycetes, Russulales, Peniophoraceae. The record is from the annotation of a GenBank genome assembly.
AUGAGCACUCUUGUAAUUGGCGACUUCUCCUUCCCACUCGACAUGGUAGCCGGGAAGGAAGGGUUGGAACUGGGCAGAACCUUGAAGAAGUUAGAUUUGAGAUAUCAACGCUUCUGCGAUUCCUACAACCCGGACGACACGCAGAUGUUGGAUGGCGGUGUUGAUGCGGCGGGCGAUGGUGGCUACACGGCGGGCACGGGGAUCACGAACGAGGAACUCGCUCAGCUCCAGUUGAGCCUCCACGCCGCACCUCAGAAGUAUCACAAGGGGUCGGUAACGCGUAUGGCCAAAGCAAGCAGGGUCAAGAAAGCCGGACCUGCUCGCGUCAGGCGUGCGCCUGAAGACGCGCUCUUCUCUGCGAUCGACGGAACAGGCGUCGAUGGCAAUGCUUGGGGCCCGUCUCUCUCAAAGAGCUUCACAUGGUCUUUCCCAGACCAGUUCGGGCUCGUCGAUUCCUUCAAUCUCGACGUUGUCCGUCCCGUCCCUGCGCCAGGCCCAGCUGCGAAGGCCGCAAUCGAACCGGGCAGCGCGAUUACUUGGCCGCUCCCCGACACAUUCUACACGCAACCCGGCAUAUACGAUGCCAACAUUGACUGGGCCCCGCUGCACUCUCUGACUGCGAUUGAGACGCAGUUUGCGCAGAGCGCGGGCUCAUCUUCAUCUUCGGGCUCUUCGACCUCUGUCCAGCAGCAGCCCAUCUUUAACACUUUCAGCGGAGGAACCUCUCUGGGGACUCCUGCGCCCUACAACAUGACACACUGCCCGGCAUCCGUCAGCGGAGGGACCGCGACGAGCACGCAGGAAUGGAGUACGCUGCCAUGGGCACAGGAGGCAGCGAUUUGCGACGUCCCUCCGUCUAAGUCACACGGACAACCCACCGAACGCGGGGGAGGGGGCGCCCGCGCCGAUGACAAGCCCAUGACGUCUCAAUCCCGCGUCGAACUGCUCAUGAACCAGGGCGGACUAUUGCCAGGCCAGCACGAUGACUGGCUCGGCAUCGUUCGCAAGAAUAGCGACGAUAAUCACCGGCUUUAUCGCCACACCGCGCUCGAGGCCAAGUUGCCGAUCGAUGUGCGAAUCAGCAUUGAGCGCCUCCGUACCGCUGCUCGCCAAUCUGAGCGCUCCAGGGCGCACGGUAUGCCAGACCCUUUGAGCGCUUAUUUCGCCCCGAGCGGAAGGCAGGACUACUUCAGGUGCCCGAUCUGCAAUGACGAGAUCAAUGAGUUUCGGAAUCUCUUGCGCCAUGUUGAGAGCCAGAAGCACCUCAACAUCAUCUUCCUCUGCACCUACGAGGCGACGAACACGCCGUUGUGUCAGCAAACAAGAUCUCGCGUGUCGGGCGUGAAUAAACACUUGAAGAAGGAUCACGGGGUGAAGUCCAUCCGCGAGUGGGACAUGAGUAGGAGAACGAGCGCUGAGUAG